Messenger RNA from Xenopus laevis (African clawed frog), 7366 nucleotides. It is a transcript of the gene rttn.S, whose product is annotated as rotatin S homeolog. The record is from RefSeq and is a predicted model, not a curated record. Gene Ontology annotation, cellular component: centriole; centrosome; ciliary basal body. The coding region runs from base 253 to 6990 and encodes 2245 amino acids. Gene Ontology annotation, biological process: centriole replication; ciliary basal body organization; cilium organization. The transcript is spliced from 51 exons. NCBI's taxonomy places the organism in Eukaryota, Metazoa, Chordata, Amphibia, Anura, Pipidae.
GACGCCAUAAUCUCGCGUGAUGAGACUUGUGGCGGCGGGGUUUUCUGUAAAACAGGAGGCAAGGAACCUGCAGUUAACAGCUCUGCGGGACGUGUAAGUAGCGAGCAGGGACUGCGGGUUGCGUUAGGAUCAUUGACGGCCAAUAUACAGUUGGAUACGAGCUGCGGCUGCUUGAGAGGACUGCGCCUGUCGCAAAGUCAUCAUCUAAUUCUCAUGCUAACAAUAGUUGAUGAGAAGGCGUAAUCAACCGUUAUGGAGCUUUCAACUUUAGUGAAGAAACUUGGUCAUCAAUUGAUGGAGAUUAGAGAACGAUCACUAAAAAAUAUCCUUUGCAAGCUUGACUAUAAUUUGGUUUCAUUAGCUGACUUGGCACAAGAGAAGUCAUUCCUACUACAUCUUUUAGAAUGGUUUAAUUUCCCAGCAGUGCCAAUGAAAGCAGAAGUACUACAUCUUUUAAAUAAGCUGGUUAAGCACUCGGGAGCAGCACAGUGGCUCAUUCAACUUGGUGCAGUGGAUUUCUUCUCACAACUGCGGUCAAAUGUAGAACCAGAUCUUCAGGCAGUAGUGGAUAGCAUUUUGGAUGGUUUGUUCCUUCUUCCUACAGAACUGGCAUAUAACAGUCAGGAUUCCCCACAUGAAGUAAAAUCCUGGACAUCACAAAAAUAUACAGCUUUACAGCAAGAAGGCAGCUUGACUGAUGGAUAUUUUCAACAAGUGCUAACUUUGCAAACUUCAGAAAAUUCACCAGAAGAAACUGCAGCAAGUCACUGUCCAGUUAAAUGUCUGAAGUUUUCUACCUUUCCUUGGUUGCCAUUAACAACAACAGAUAAACAUGUGCUCUCAUCAAAUGAAAGACCCUCUGCUGUUCAUCUUCCAGUCUGUCACUCAAACUACUCCCUGGGUGUCACGUUAAAUGGCACCAUAGCCACCAGCUCUUUAAGAAGCAAUAGCCAGAGCUUAAUAUGGAGAAGUUGCCAGCUGCUGCAGGAUGUUGUUAUGCAAGACUUUCCUCCUGAAAUUUUUCUUCAAAGGCCAAAAAUUGUACAGAGCCUACUGUCUUUACUUGGACUUGCAUCAGAAAAAGAUGGUCAGCAACAUUUGGCAUCACAGUCUAUUUCAUGUCUAUCCCAGUUAUGUACACAGCUUAGAAAUAGAUUUAGUUUUCACAGGGAUCCAGAUUUUUUAAGUACAAAGCAAGAAAUCGUUUCCCAUAAUUCUUUUGCAUCGUACUGCAAUGGUGCACAGGCUAAUAAUUCUCUAGUUUCUUCUCCUGAAAAUGAAAACCUUAGACCAUGUGUUGUGGGUCGUACAAGUCAGCGUCUUAGAGGAGAUGGACAAGAUUGGGAUACAGCAUCAUCUAGUGAGAGUAGCACUCAAGCCCACGGACCCUCCAGGUCUCAUUUGUCCCCAAUGGAUAUAGGACUCUUGGAAUCUCCAGAAAUAGAACAUGAAGAUACUUUAGAGCUACAGUUUCAGCAGUUGAGCCUUCCUCAGUUUUGUGUAUCACUUCUGGAAGCUGCUACACCUCUGCUUAAAUCAGACAGGAAGAAGCAAAUAAUGUGUAUUCUUGAAAUGCUCCGAGAAAAUAUAAUCCUGCUCAGUGAGACUGUUUCAGAAAAUGUCUGGGAAGAUGAAAGCCUUAUUGGGCAAGAAAUGAGACAUAAACUUCUUUCCAUCUUAGAUACACUCGGGGAUGCUAUAUUAUAUCAUAAAAAUAACAAUAGUUCUGAGCAGCCCAGUUCUUCUCUUAUGAGUCACAGAAUGGCAUUUAUCAGCAUCUCGCUUUUUACAAUGCGCCUGCUGCAAAGCAUUCUCCCUGUGGAAAAGGCAAAUGAUGUUCUGCCAGGAAGCUUGAUGAAUGCUUUGUUCCUUAUAUCUCUCGACCUGCCAUUUCGUAUGGCAUAUCCCAGCGUUCAUGAAUCUGUUAUAUCUUUUAUGGAGCAGCUGAAUUCUGAGCACUAUAGCAUUUAUAAACAAUCCUCAGAGACCGCAUAUUCAAUUGAAUGUGCAGCAACUUUUAUGUUGUAUUCUAAGAAAGAGGGGACAAAGGAUUUUUUAGAAUUGGUUGAACUGGCGGAUAAGGCUCUUUCAAGCCUUCCUUUUCAUAAACAUUAUCCUUUGGUUCAGAAACUCAUUCAGAUUUGCUCAGAUAUUUUUAAGUCCGUGUUGAGUCCUCCUGUUUUAUUAGAGGAGAGUCAAAAAGUUCUGCUUUGCAUGAUGUCCCAUUGGAUGCCUUUAGUGAAAUCAGAGACUUAUAAAACAUCAUUAGAAAUUGUUAAGGAAUCCUUGGGAAUUCAUAACGUCACCAAACCUGUGUCAUCCGUAUGUCAAGGUAUACAUUUUCUCCUCCACUCAAAGGUGCUCUAUGAAAUAGCUACAUUUGGCUUACAAGAAUCAAACACUGAGAUAUGUACCGCAGCAAAGACAAUUCUCUCAUAUUUACUUCAAGGACGCCUUGUCAUGGCAGAUCAAACUUGGAAUACUUUUAUUGAAUCUAUUUGUCCAGUAAUUCCCAUUUUACAGGGAUUUGCAGAUACAGAAGAAGCCCUAGGUACAUCUAUAUUAACACUGUGUGAAACCUCUGCAGAUGACAAAGGGAUUUUAACCAAAACUGCAAGGAUAAGAGCAGCUCUGCGGCAACUUUUUUCUAAAAAGCAGGCAGUCCGCUCUAUGGCCAUAAAAUGGUUAGCAGUACAUUUAUUGAAUGAAGAGGAUUCAACCUGCAAGCGACCUCAGCUUCAAGGAAGUAUUUUGUCUAAUGCCGUCAGUUUGUUCAUCUUAGAACAACCACUUGACCUCAAGCUGGAUUGCAAUGAAAAGUCAUAUUUUAUGGAAGACACUGUUAAAAAAGUAUGUGAAAUAUUUCUCUCGGACUCGUUAGAUUUUGCUCUGCAAAAAUCUGCAGCUGAACAGAUGUCGGUUAUAGCACAGGAUGUGAAAAUGCAUGGUGUUUUUAAACAGCAGGGUGUAGUGGACAAAAUCCUUCAUUACUUACAUAAAUGUGUUGAACAAGAUGGGAAGGUAUUUGAGUGUAUGAUUCUGCCAUGCUUAAUGCUGUUACGCAAAUUGGUAUAUGCUGACCCAGGAUUGCGGCUGACCCUUUCACAGAAAUCAAGUUUCCUACUCACUUUAUUCCGAGUAUCUUUGAUGGUGCAGAAAGAAGUUACUUUACUCACAGAAGCUGCUGCUUUACUGUUUAUGCUCCUGUUUGAUGAAAUAUCAAGAAUGGACACAUGGUCAGAGGGCAUACCUUUUUGCACCCCACCUCCUUUUGGACUUCCUGUCACUGUUGUUAGAAGAUUCCAUCUUCCUGUGGUAGUUAGUACUUAUCAUGCUGUCAGUCCCUACACCAUGGCUUCUUCCUUAUCUGCUGAGUGGUUAACCUCGAAGCCAGUGUCUGUUAUGCUUCGGAUGUCUUGGAAUAUUUCUUGGCACCAGGGAAUUGAUAAUUUCCUAAAAACAAUGGCAGUCGAACAAGAAGAAAUUGAAAAUUCUUUAGAAACAUUAAAGUUAUCCCCAGAAGAAGUUCUGACAUUGAAGAUGACACACUCCGUUAGUGGCCUGCAAGAUUGCCUGAGUUCUAUCAUUCAGGCUGUGUCUCAUGGGGAAGUUCGUUCUGCUGUUGCUAGGAUGAAUUUUUAUCUUUUAAAUGACAGACUGGUUUUAAACUGCCUGACUGCCUGUAACAUGUCUUCCUUGAAGUGUCUGCCAUGGCAUACUGCAUUGAGCAGGUUUCUACUGGUUCAUCCAGCUUGUGAAGAAGAUGAAAAGCUUCUGGCAGAUGUGAUACGUUUUUUAAACAAGAUAUUACAAGAGCAGAAAGGAAAUUCAGAUCUACAUGAUCUCCAAUGGAUACUAGAGAUGCUGCUUAAACAAAGCCCAAGUCCACUGUUUGAGCUAAUGGAGCAGAAAGAAUAUCUAGCCAAAAAGGAUUUGGAUGAUACACGAGCAGCUGUGAGGCAGCAUCUGCAAAAAGAGCUGAUGAGGUUUUUUAACACACUAAUGCUCUGUUUAACUUCAGUUACUGAUCGAAAGUGUUUGGUAAUUGGUGGAUCAUUCAGAACACAGCUGGCUUUGCAUUUGCUUAUCCGUUUAAAAGUAUCGGAUGCCCCUCAUUUCUAUGGCUUGCCAUCACUUGCACAAACUUUAAGAGGAAUGAGUCAUGUGACUUCACAGCCAGGUUGGAGCUCCUACUGCCCAUCCACAGAAGCAUUUGCAGUUUGUGUUAAAACACUGACUAGCCUUCUUGAGAUCAUCUCAUCAUUUUAUGUGGAAUGGGGAGGAAAUGCUCUUUCCUAUAUGGGUAAAGGUGUAACGAAGAGCACAGUAUUGUGCUUGCUUCACUUGUCCCAUGAGAUGACAGCUCAAGCUAAAAACACGGAUUGGAUAGAUCUUUGGGCUUUACCAUAUGACCAUGGCACUGAAGAACAUGUUUUAUCUCGACUUGGUUUGGAAUGGUUAAUUCCUUUGUGGGUUGAUAGAGACCCUGAGGUAAGGUUUACAAGCCUUGGAAUUGGAUCAGCUUUAACAUCUCUGCAAAAAGGUUGCCUUGCUUUGUCUGCCAGCUGUCAAAACAUUUCAGGUGGACUGUGGGGAACAGUGCUCAGUAUCUUCCUAAACCAGAAUGAAUGUAGCAUGGUGCGCAGGGAGGCUGCCUAUGUUCUUCAAAAUUUGCUUGUUAUACCAAUGCCUGAAAGUCUCGAAGAUUCCAAAGUGUAUGAGUUUCAGGGCCCUUGCAUACACGAUGAGGUUUCUGGAUUAACAUUGGUAGGCAGAGCUGCUCUCCAAGUUUUAUUGCAUGACUACCACUUCUAUGAUCAUGUUGGUCAGAUGGUGAAAAACUGCUACUUUGGUCAUUAUACCUCCAACUAUCCCAGCUUUCCAUGUAUAGCUGCAAAGGAUAAUAUUAAUGGCUCUGAAGACUCCGUUUACCUCUGGCAAAGUGUGCAUAGUUUUUCAGACUCCAAGUCAACAUUGACCACAUUGAUUCAUCCAGGAUCAUCACCCACAAUCAGUACAGAACACUUGCUUUCAGUGUCUACACCAGUAUGCUCAGAUAAUGUUGCUGACCUACUCUCAGAUCAAGAUCAAAGCAGCAAACUGAAAACACCAUCUCAAAGCACAGAAAACAGUGAAGGGACAAAUUGUGUUUCUGAGCAGUGUUCUGUAGUUACACCAUGUUUGCUGUCUGCAGUGUGCAGUUUACUGGAAAAUUUGCUGGCAGUGAAUCAAAAAGUCACAGUAAUAGAAUUAUCUGAAAGAAGCAUACUUAAAUGUGUGGCAAGCCUUCUAACACCUGGGCUGCUGGAAAGGUGCUUUUCUGAUCUCAAGGCUCAACUUACUCAUGGCCAAGCAAAAAUCACAAUGUUGCAGGUAAUUGCCCUGUGUCAAUAUUUAUCUUCCAUGUCAGGACUUUCCCAAGCAUGUCUGCUUGCAAAUGCCAAUCUUGUUGUGCAGGACGAAAUUAUAAAUCCAAUGCUUGCUGUGAUAUUUUCUUCCCUGUCCAUAAAGAAUAACAAAUCUUGGGACACUGAACUGCUUUAUGCCAUUUAUCAGGCAUGGACAGACACAUUUACAUUUUUAGCAGUAUUGUUGAGAAAGAGUGGUCAAAUUAUCCUUUUUCAACUGGAAGCCGUGCUAGCAAAAUAUGGAAAUAUUCUGCAGAAUACCGUGGAUGAGUGUUUAAGCCUAGCAACAUUCCAUCCAAAGCUCUAUUCAGCCUGUCUGCAGUUCCUUUCAUUACUCUUCAGUGAAGAAAAACAACAAAAGCUAUCUCCAUCCACCACUACAGCUCUUUGUUCACUCUUAGAUGGAAAUGAAAACAUGGGAUAUGUCCUUUGCAAGUCACUCCUUCAGAGCUGUGAUGAAAAGGCUACAGAUGACCCCCUCAGACAAAUCUGUACACAAACUUUAAUCCUGCUGUUGGCUGUUAGCAGAAGUGCAAGGAAGUACAGUGUAGAAGCUCACUUGGUAGAUAGUUGUAUUGAAGAAAUGAAACACAUUUACGCCCAACUAAACCUUGAUUCCCUGAGGCCUGGGAAACCAACACACAGGAAAAAGGAGGAAAAUCAUCUGAAACAGCUAAAAGUUCUCAUGCAAACUCUAAGGAAUUGUCUUUAUCAGAAUGAGGAAGGAAAAGAUGCAGCUUUAAAUUCCCAGUUUCCUUUUGUUCUACAAUCUCUUUGGCCUUGGUUAUUGAUGGAUGAUGCAUUGAUGCAAGGUGCUCUGCAAUUACUUUGUGUCUACACAGCACACUACCCUGCAGCUUGUACUUCAUUAUGUUUGGCAAACACUGGAAUGGCAGCACCACAACCCUUCCCAAAAACUGCUGCGAGUAAUUCCCUUAUGCACAGCAUAUUGAAGAUAGCCUCUGAUUCUGCUUCUAAUAACGGCAUUGUUCAACAGAUGGCUUUUGCACUUCUUUCAAAUCUUGUUGUAAUUCAGGACUCCAAAUGUAUUAUUCAAAAGAGUAACUUUCUACAAAACUUUCUUUCCCUUUCACUGCCAAAAGUUGGAACCAAAAGCCUUUGUGUCUUGGCCAAUAAUUGGCUGAAAUUUCUUUGGAACUUGUCAAUGGGGACUGAUGGUCAACAAAUGAUCCUGAAACUGAAAGGAAGUUUAGACCUUCUUGUUGAGAUGACAAAAUACAAACAUAAAAUCAAUUCCCCUAUAGCCUUGCUUAUUUUGCAUAAUGUCUGUUUCAGUACAGCAAAUAAAGCCAAGAUACUGUCAAACGAUAAAGUUGUGGCUGUGCUUUCUGCUUGUCUGGAAAGUGACAAUCUCCUUGACCAGCAAAUAGGAUGUUCUGCGUUAUGGGCUCUACUUCACAGUUAUCAAAAGGCCAAAGCUACUCUCAAGAAUCCAUUGAUAAGGGGAAGAAUAGAAGAAGCUUUGUCUACAUUAAAGAAAAAUCCCAGUGCCUUAAAAGGGAAACUUGAACUUUAUCAUUUAAAGUGUUUGGAAAAUCUGGAUCUCCUUCUGAGCAACUAAGAGUUUUUUUUGUUUGUUUGUUUGUAUAAGUGUUUUUGUUUGUUUCUGUUGAAUCUUAUGUUUGAAAACGUCCUUGAUUGAAAUUCAUCUUAGAAUACAAAUAACAUUUCAGUUUAGGUAGUGAUCAGUUUACAUUACUCGCUCUGUUUCCUGCUUGAAACACAAGCCAAAAACAAGAAAAAAGAUAAUUGAAAAGAAAUUGAUAUUUUUCAGUAAAUGAAUGUAAAAUGUAGCAGAGGUACUUUAUUUGUUAAUGUAACCAAGCCUGAGCUGUAUGAAACAAAGCUUUAUAUAAUGUAUAUACUUGUCUUCUAAUACAUUUCCAUGAUUUUUAAUAUAUAUUUUUUAUAAAAUAAAAAAAACACUUAAAUUAUUA